AAAACCCUCCCUCGAACAUGCCGUUUACACUUUUACUCUCUCAGCAGCAGCAGCAGCAGCAGCAGCAGCAGCAGCGCUGCGCUGCGCCGGUGGACUCGUUUUUGUUUUGUUAUUACUAACAAUAAUAACAAUACGCGCAAACCUUUGAUUGCUGAAUUUCUAGAGGAAGGGUUAGUGACCUCUGCUUUCUUUCUUUCCUUCCUUCAUUCAUUCUCACCAAAUGCUGAGAGCACACCACCGACUGCCAGCAACCGCGCCGAACUCGUCUCGCCUUUUCUCCGCAAUUGCCGCCCUGAUCCACGCCCUCGACUAUUCCAGCGGCGACGAGAAAGAGAAGCCGUUCCCCAGCUCCGCUCGCGACCCCCCGCCCUCGCCGCCCAAACUGACCUCCGCGCAUGUCCUGCGAACCUUACGCGGCCUCCGCAACAGCCCUCUCGUCGCCCUCGCCUACUUCAGGGACUGCGAGAACCUAGGGUUCCGCCACGACCUCUCCACCUACUCGGAGAUCGUCCGCCUCCUCUCCGCCCCCCCCGGCCACAAGGAGAAGCUCGUCUCCUUGUUCCUCCGUCUCCUCAAUUCGCCGAAUGCGUGCGCCGCGGUCGCCGCAGUUUUCGGCCGCCUCAAACGGAGCUCGCACGGCUCGACGGCGCCGCUCGCCUUCGCCUUCGACGCCCUGAUCAAGGCGCACGCCGCUCGACGAAAUGCCCGAGAGACCGUCGCGAUCUUUCGCCGGAUCGGUGGGCUCGGCGUCUCCCCUUCCGUCAGGUCCUGCAACUUCCUUCUGAAUUUCGCUGCCGAAUGCGGCGAAUUGGAGAUGGUUACCGCGGUUUACGAUUGGAUGAAGGGAUUCGGAAUACGCCCCGAUGCCUACACGUUCACUAUUCUUAUUAAAGCUCUUUGCCACGCCGGAAAAUCGGAAGAAGCGUUCGAAAUGUUUAGAAGAAUGAAGGAAAUGGGCGUGAAACCGGAUAAAAUGACGUAUGCGACGUUCGUUGCAGGAAUGUGCUCUUGCGGCGAGUUAAACUUGGGGUAUGCGGUUCUAGAAGAGACCGUUCGAGAGGGCGUCAUCCUUAGUGCGAUUGAUUAUAACAUGGUGAUUGAUGGGCUCUGCAAAGAGAAUAGACUCCAAGAAGCCGAGAUGCUUCUGCAGAAAAUGGCGAGGCAAGAUGUCACUCUUGAUUCGUAUGGCUAUAGUUAUCUUAUUCGCAGGUAUUGUGAAGUAGGAAAUUUAGUGAAAGCUUUAGAUCUUUAUGAAGAGAUGGCGUCCAAAGGUAUACAAACAAGUCCUCUUAUCGUGAGCUAUGUUCUUCAAUGCUUUAGGAAGUUAGGCCUCGCAUCCGAGGCAUUGCUUUACUUCCAGAAAUUUAGGGAGUCGGGACUCUCCCUAGAUAAGGUUCUCUACAACAUUGGUAUAGAUGCUCAUUGCAAGCUGGGUAACAUGAAAGAAGCAUUGAACCUGCUUCAAGAAAUGAGGGAUAAAGGGUUUGCUCCUGAUAAAAUCCAUUACACUUGUUUGAUUAAUGGGUAUUGCCUCAAGGGAGAAAUAGUUAAUGCCCAGAAGGUGUUUGAGGAUAUGCUUCAGACAAAUGUAGAGCCUGAUCUCGUUACUUACAAUGUACUCGCUAGUGGUUUUUGUAAGUAUGGGUUUGUGGAUGAGGCGUUCGACCUCUUGGAUUUUAUGGUGGAUCGAGGAAUAGAGCCCAAUGCUCUCACUUACGGUUUGGCGAUUGACGGUUUCUGCAGAGGAGGAAAGCUUAGCGAGGCAGAGAUACUAUUUAAUAUAUUAGUAGAAAGAGGAAUCGAUCAAAGUGAAGUUCUUUUUAGUGCGAUGGUUUGCGGAUACUUACAUUUGGGCUGCACGGCCCAUGCUUACAUGCUUUUCCUCAGGUUUGCUGCGCAAGGAAGGCUUGUGGAUGAGAUCUCUUGUUCUAAGCUUAUAGGUGGGCUUUGUAAAGAUGGAAAUGUAGAAGGAGCUUCUAAUGUAUUCAAUACAAUGUUAGAGAAGAAUGUUAUUCCCGAUACAAUUUCCUAUAGCAAAAUAAUUAUGGCUUACUGUAAGAGCGGUGAUAUGCAAAAUGCCCGUGCUUGGUUUGAAGAUUUAGUUAGACGAGGGGUUUCUAUUGAUGUCAUUUUGUAUACCACUCUCAUAAAUGGAUACUGCAAGGCCAAUCGCUUGCAAGAAGCCUGUGACUUGUUUGUUGAAAUGACCAAGAUUGGAAUUAAGCCUGAUGUGGUUGCGUACACUGUAUUACUGGAUGGCCAUCUGAAAGAGACUUUAAAGCAAGGUUGGUUGGGCAUUGCUAAGGAUAGAAGGAAAAUUGAAUUCAAAGUUAAACAUUCAAAAUUGUUGAAUAGUAUGAAGGAUAUGAAAAUCGAACCUGAUGUUGUUUGCUACACAGUAUUGAUUGAUGGCCAAUGCAAGACGGAGUAUAUUAAGGAUGCUCGUAAGCUGUUAGAUGAAAUGCUUGAGAAGGGGUUGACACCCGAUGCCUAUACAUAUACGGCUCUCAUAAGUGGGUACUGUAGCCAGGGGGAAAUAGCUAAAGCUGAAAAGCUGUUAGAAGAAAUGGUGGAUAGAGGUAUAGAGCCUGAUAUGCUUACUUUCUCAGUGCUGGAUCGUGGGAUUUUAAGGGCUAGAGAGAUGCAAAGAUGAAUACAAUGAUUGUUUUUCACUAUGCUGAUUAGCUUUUAUAUAUGAUUGUGCCGGCGGACCUAUGUGCAGAGCAUGUGGAAAUGUUCAACCAGUUUUACCAGGAUGAAGCGGAAGUAACAUCCUUAGUACCAUGACAUAUAAUUCAAGAGUAUAAUAUAUGAGGAAUGAGCAUAUACAGGUAUAUAAUACUAAAGCUUCAUUGCAUUUUCUUUCCCCCGUGUUUUUGCUUCUAUAUUACCUUUAUAUCUGCAUUUCCCAUUGCUGGAGGACAUAGCACAUGUGUAGUGUGUGAUAUAUUACACUUUGGGAGCGGCAUAUGUUUGUACAACUAGCUGGCCUCUCUCUUUAGCAGAGUGGAGGAGAAUAAGCCUUUUAAUGUGGUGCGUGUCUCGACCAUCCUUUCUUCCGACAUGCUGUGCUUCUCAUCCUCUAGCGGUGGCUGCGGCGGCGGCGGUUGCAGCCGUCGGGAAUGGGCGGCCCUUCCCUACGAUGUGCUCUUCUACAUCGCCGGCAAGUUGACUAUCAUUGAUUAUCUCAUCUUUCGAACAGUGGUUUGCCGCCAUGCAGGCGCCCCACGCCCCCUAUCACCGGCAAGUUGACUUUUGCCGGCCUGGCUUUCAAAAUAAGAACCCACCUGGAGGGGUAGGAAUUUAAUAAUCUGUUCCAACUGGGACAAAAGGCCUGCAUGAUAUGAGAAACAUUUGAAGGAGAAGGAUAUGUUGGUUGACGAAGAUUCUUUUUCGGCUCAGGUUACAAUGGUCCAUAUGCGGGCCAAGAAGAGCAAGGGUGGUCAUCCAAAGGCCGAACAAAAUCUUUGCGAUAAAUGUCAAGCGAAGAUCGAGGCAGCAGAAUCGCCUAUCUAAUAGGAACUCGAGAAUUUUCGCCGCUCGGUCUGGGAAAGGCUAUGCUGGCUGAAGGUGGUAAAGAAUUGAGUACCAAAGAAUCGCCCACGAGAGGUGGCCAAACCAUCAUCAGCCCAAUAGCGACGGCACCAGACUCCAAGUCUCGAAAGGUCGGGAGUUAUGUAGCUGAGAAUCGUUUAGGUACUGGUCAACACGCCCGCAAACAGGUGGGCUGAGGCCAAUACAUUGCUUCAGCCGAAAGGAAGAAUUAAUAAGCCGACUGUUGGAAUUAGAAAGCAGCGGAAAUUUACAAACUUGUUAGUUAGUGUAUUCAGAAACCGAAAUCGAAUCGGGUUGCUUGUUUUAUUAGCCUCAUGAAGAUCUAUCAAAGACGUCUUUGACGGAUUGAGGGCUAAAGCUCGAGGAGGAAGUGAAGACGUUAGGAGUCGUUGGACGCAGAUGACAGAACACGUGGCCGAGAAGUGCAAGCUGGUUUGGAGGAAGGUGGAUAGUGGCCGAACUUCAUGGCCUGAAGGAACUAAAGUUACUGUCCAGUUCGGUUCCUUUUCGCCUAUUCAGAUAAAUGGCGAAUGAAGAAAGUAACCUUUCUUCUCCAAUGUUUCAACAUAGCAGCUGAGGAAACCUGUCCCUAAAAUCUUGUUUCUUUGCUCAUCUCAAUCUGCUGCAACAUUCAUUUUCGGGAAUUUCAGUCCAGAUCACAUGCACCCAUAUUAGUGAGUUUUGACUCCCUCCCAAGGAUUUCCACAAUUCCACUGGUGAAGUAAGGGGGGUGUUUGGUUUUCCAGAAAAGUACCCCAAAAAUUAUUUUUUUUGCUAAGAAAAGUACUUUCCGUCCGUUUGAUUCCGAUAAAAUGUAGUUUGUUAGGAAAAGUUUUUUUUUAAGAUAAUUCAUGAAAAUGUCCCUUCUUGUUUUCCA
This is a messenger RNA of Ananas comosus (pineapple), 4432 nucleotides long. RefSeq names its product pentatricopeptide repeat-containing protein At2g26790, mitochondrial. Gene Ontology annotation, molecular function: protein binding. The record is from RefSeq and is a predicted model, not a curated record. The coding region runs from base 221 to 2653 and encodes 810 amino acids. The transcript is spliced from 3 exons. Lineage: Eukaryota; Viridiplantae; Streptophyta; Magnoliopsida; Poales; Bromeliaceae.